AUGAUUAGUUCAAUUGUGUUUAUAAAUCAUAAGGGAGAAAUCCUUAUUUAUAGGGUCUAUAAGGAUGACAUCACAAGAAGUGAGACUACACAAUUUUGUGCUAAAAUAGUGGCCACAAAAGAAAAUAAGGAAUGUCCAAUAAUCAAUAUUGAUGGAACAUCAUUUAUCCAUAUUACAAUAAAAGACAUUGUAGUAUUAGCCACAACAAAAGUAAAUGUAAAUGUAGCAAUGACCUUACAAUUUCUUUAUUAAUUAGUUAAAGUGUGCAGAGCUUACUUUGGAGGAGAGUUUGAUGAAAAUUGUAUAAAAAAGCACUUUGUGCUAAUUUAUGAAAUUCUGGAUGAAGUAAUGGAUUAUGGUGUACCAUAAAUAGCAGAUGCAGAUCUUUUGAAAAAAUACAUUUAAGAAGGAGGACUGAAGCCAGAAUUAAUGAAUGACGUAGAAAAGUUGAAACAAUUGACUUCUUAGGCAACUGGAGCUACAUCUUGGAGGCCACCAAAUCUUGUGUAUAGAAAGAACGAAGUGUACUUGGAUGUCAUAGAGAGUGUGAAUGUGUUGAUGUCAGUGAAGGGGACAAUCUUGAAGGCUGACGUGGCAGGAUCAAUUUAGGUGAAAUGCUUAUUGUCUGGAAUGCCAGAAUGUAAAUUUGGAAUGAAUGAUAAAUUGCUAAUGUAGAGAGAACCUCGUAAGCCCGGUUAAACGACCACAGACAAAGGUAUUACAAUUGACGAUCUGAAAUUCCAUCAAUGUGUCAAAUUACCUAAGUUUGAUAAGGAAAGAGCAAUCACAUUUAUUCCACCUGAUGGUUAAUUUGAGUUGAUGACUUAUAGGAUUACUGAGAAUAUUAAUUUACCCUUCAAAAUCAUGCCUGUAUAUAAUGAGUUAGGUAAAAACAAAUUGGAAAUUCGAGUCAAAAUUAAAUCUAUUUUUGAGAAGAAUCUCUUUGCUACAAAUUUAGCCAUAAAGAUUCCAGUGCCCAAGAAUACUGCAAAUGUUAAUACAAAUUCAGCAAUCGGGAAAGCCAAGCAUGAACCAGAUUAGCAAGGAGUGAUUUGGAGAAUAAAGAAGUAUCCUGGAGACUUUGAAGCCCUAUUACGUUGUGAAAUCGACUUAGGUUAAACAACUAAUUAAUAGCCUUGGAUUAAGCCACCCAUUUCAAUGGAGUUUUAGGUGCCCAUGUUUACAGCAAGUGGAUUGAGAGUAAGAUUCUUGAGAAUCUAUGAAAAAGCAGGAUAUAAACCAACGAAAUGGAUUAGAUAUAUCACCAAAGCUGGUGAGUAUUUGCAUAGAUUGUGAAAUUACAAUAAUCCAAAAUAUAUUUAUCAAUU
Messenger RNA from Paramecium tetraurelia, 1328 nucleotides. RefSeq lists its product as uncharacterized. Gene Ontology annotation, cellular component: cytoplasmic vesicle; clathrin adaptor complex. Lineage: Eukaryota; Ciliophora; Oligohymenophorea; Peniculida; Parameciidae. Gene Ontology annotation, biological process: intracellular protein transport; endocytosis. The record is from RefSeq and is a predicted model, not a curated record. The transcript is spliced from 5 exons.